AUGGCCUUUCGGAAGUGGAAGAGCCAGGCAGUCCUCUUGAGUAACAUCUGCUUAUUGAUGGUGACACUUAUUCACCUUUGUAUAAUAAUUACUGCUCAGAGUGUGCAAUUAGGAGCGGCUUUUGUGCUGUUUGGAUUUCAGGAUAUGAAGCGGAUUGUUUCUAAUGUUCUACGCAAAGUCAGUUGUGAUGAUACAGCAAUAUGUAUUCUGAACAGUGACAAGAAGAUUCUCAGUUCUCGUCGCUAUGUGAAUCGCGAAGUACAAAAAAGGCUUAGAGGAAUCUGCCCUGCUGCAGCGGCUGAUCAGCACCGAUCAUACAUCGAUCUAUUUGUUGACGAAUGCUUGGAUGAAAGUGGGAUGCGGCUUUGUAAUCUGGACGGUGUAGCAGUAACAACACGACCUGGUUUAAUCAUUUCUCUUCGAGUUGGUACUGAAAAAGCUAUCGCUUUAGCAAGGAAAGGCUGCAUACCGCUUAUACCAGUUCAUCACAUGCAAGCUCAUGCAACAAUUGCUACUUUGAUGAAACAAGUGUCUUAUCCAUACGUAUCUGUUCUCAUUUCUGGUGGACACUCAAUAAUAGCUAUAACUAACGGACCAGACGACUUUGAAGUUCUGUUGACCAGUACAUCCGGUAGUCCUGGGGAAUGCAUUGACAAGAUUAGUCGGGCGCUUAAUUUCAAGGAACCGGAGCUGCUUGGUUUACAUCCGGGAGCUGCCCUAGAAGUGAUGGCGUCAAGAUCGUCUGUGAAUGGCUUCAAGCGGUAUUCAAUCGAUAUAAAUAGAUUUCUGAAAAUGGAUUUACACUUCAAUUUUUCAUGGAUCAAGGCUACGUACUUGGUCAUGAUUUCAAGGCAACGCAUUCUCAAUGUUCCUGAUUUUUGUGCAAGCGUUCAGCACUCCAUCGCAAAGUACUUGGUCGAGAAAUUAGAUUGUUGCUUGCAAUAUUUGAACGAUUCCAACAAGAUCCCACCUCGCAAUCGCUUAGUUUUCGUUUCUGGCGGUGUUGCUUCGAACAAAUAUAUAUUAGCCAAAAUUAGUGGUGCUUGUGAAUCUCGUGGUUACAGUCUCUGUGCUCCUCCACAGUUCUAUUGUUGCGAUAAUGCAGAAAUGAUAGCUUGGAAUGGUAUACAACUGCUGACGAAAGGGGCAGCUUCCGUUAUAUUACCUGAUAAAAUACCUGCAAGUAUCUUUGUUUCAUCGCGCUCCCGUAUUGGCGUCGAUAUUUCUCAAGAUCUUCGAAAAUAUCUGGCCAUGACUUAUGAAACGUCAGCAGAAGCAGCAGAGAGGCGUAACAGGGAACACUGGCGUAACACUUCAUUCAAAUCAUAA
Molecule: messenger RNA, 1329 nt
Organism: Loa loa (African eye worm)
Lineage: Eukaryota; Metazoa; Nematoda; Chromadorea; Rhabditida; Onchocercidae
Product: glycoprotease
Exons: 8
Coding region: 1-1329 (442 amino acids)
Cellular component (GO): mitochondrion
Source: RefSeq, a predicted model, not a curated record